GCCACACGGUUUGGAGGAAACCCAGCAAACUCUGAAGAGCAGCAUGAUCUCUCCUGUCAACAGGUAAGACGAGAAACCUGACGCGCAAUCUGCUGCUCUGAGGGAAGUAAAGCAUGUCUGAGGAGAACUGAGGAACCUGCGCGUGGAUUAUCUGGACUCUGAAGUUCUUCAACCUUUGAUUACCAUGAGGACUAGACUAGACUAGACUGAAGUGAACCAGCAGAUCAUGUGCUGCGAAAGAUUCCAAAGCAAGAAGAGCUGUGGCCGCAGAUUUCUCACUGCAGCAUCUGUUGUGAUAUGAUGAUGGCCUCGGAGCUGGUGUGUGGACUCCUCUUCAGACUGCUGCUGCCACUGGGCCUCGCCGCAGCAUGUUUGUUCCGGUACAACUGGCUGUCCUUCGUCUACCUCAUCUUCCUCUUACUCAUCCCACUCUUCGCCGAGCCGACAAAGACAACGAUGCAGGGUCACACGGGGCGCUUGCUGAAAUCCCUGUGCUUCACCAGUAUGACGUUCCUGCUGCUGCACAUCAUCUACCAAAUCACAAUCAACAGUCUGUUAGCAGGAGACAGCAUCGAGCCCAACUUCAACUGUUCAUCAUGGGAGAGAUCAAUACGGCAGCUGGGCUUUGAAAGUGUCCGAGGUGCAGACGCCGGGAACGGCAUCCGAGUGUUCAUCCCAGACAUUGGCAUGUUCGUGCUGGGUCUGGUCACGUGGCUCCUGUGCCGCAGUCUGGAGAAUGUGUCUCAGCACAACAGCGACUUUGAGCUGGACGAUCAGGAAAAGGAGGAUGAGGAAGAAGACAAGAAAAGUGAGAAACUGGAGCUUGAGGAUGAGCUGCUGUUCGAGGACUUCGAGCUGGGAGAUGAAGACCGUGAACUUCCUGAGGAAGAGGAAGUGGAUGUAGAGGAUGGAGAACUUGAGGAGACCGACGUCGAAGAAAGCACCAAAAUGAAGAUCCUGCGGCAAAUAGCAGACGUGGCGUCCAAACUCAAAGAAAUCGUUGGCAAUCUGAUUACCACUGCAGGAAAAGUAGUCGUAACCAUAUUAUUGGGCCUCACAGGUAUGAUGUUGCCUUCUCUGACCUCCACUGUGUAUUUCUUCACCUUCCUGGGCCUGUGCACCUGGUGGUCUUUCUGCCGCACGUUCGACCCGCUGCUCUUCAGCUGUCUGUGUGUCCUGAUGGCCAUCUUCAGCGCCGGACACCUCAUCAUGCUCUACCUCUACCAGUUCCAGUUCUUCCAGGAGGCCGUUCCGCCCGGAAACACUUACGCCAGUCUGUUUGGCAUCUCUCCUGUGGUUCAGACGGACUGCUCUCACACCUGGAUGUUCAGAGUCAACCCUGAUCUGGAGUGGCACCACUUUGUCAAUCCCAUCAUGCUCUUGGUGCUGUAUUACACCCUGGCCACGCUCAUCCGCCUGUGGCUGCAGGAGUCAGAAGACAUGGUCAGAGAGAAAGAGGGAGAGACUGAGGAACGAGAGGAACCAGAAUCUCCUGAAAGCAAUAUGGCUGAUUACACUGCAGAGAAGAAGAGGCAGCUGUGGAGAAUGGCUCAUUAUCGCACUGAUGAGAGACAUCUGCUCACCACACAAGAGGGCUACAGCACACCUGAGGUAUUGAUGGUAACCUCAAACGGAGCCUCGCUGGACUUCACGUCAGUCCUGCAUGAGAACGGGCCGAAGCCUGUGGAGCUCUACUCAAGCCCUCAUUACAGACCCGGCCGACCCCAGUCUGAUCCGCAGAAAGUGGACUGCGGUGUUUACAAGAUUGACUCGGUGUAUGUUGAGCUUCCCGAGGUUCCCCAGCCGUUCGGUGUCGUUCGUGUGAACGCGGCGGUCAAGGCCUUCAGGUUCAUCAUGAAGCAGAGCUACAUCUGCGCUCUCAUUGCCAUGAUGGCUUGGAGCAUCACGUACGUGAGCUGGCUGACCUUCGUCUUCCUCAUCUGGUCCUGUAUUCUGUGGAUGGUGAGGGACCGGAGGAAAUACUCCAUGAUCACCUCUCCAUUCAUGGUGUUUUAUGGGAACUUGCUCAUCAUCCUGCAGUACAUCUGGAGCUUCGAGUCGCUGCAGCCCGUUCCUGGGCUCUUCCUGAAGAAAGAAGUGCCUUUCCGGGAGCUGGGAUCGAAAACGUUGUGCCUCCUCAGUUUCUGGCUGCUGCUGAGGCAGUUUUUGACGGAGAGGAGAGAGAAACAGACUGUUGAAACGCAGCUGUCCGAUGUCAGACUGCACUAUGAGAGGUGGCGCUGGAUGCUGAAGUAUUUCUGGAUGUCAGUGGUGGUUUACACCAUGCUGGUGCUCAUUCUGGUCUACACGUUCCAGUUUGAGUCCUCCAUAAACGUGUGGUCCAACAUGACAGGCAUGAGCAGAGAGAAGCUGGAAGAUCUGGGUCUGGAGAAGUUCUCGCUUCCUGCUCUGUUCACGCGGAUCUUCAUUCCCACCUCGUUCCUGCUGGUCUGCAUCCUGCAUCUGCACUAUUUCCACGAGCGCUUCCUCGAGCUCACCGACAUCAAAUCUGUGGCUGACAAACAGAAGAGCACAAUCACCAGAUGUGACUCACUGAAGAAUAAGUGGCAUCUGGUGGUGGAGCGUCUGGCGGUGCUGUUCCUGAAGUUCCUGGAGUACGUGCAGAAGCUGCAGCUCUUCAUCUGGUGGCUGCUGGAGCUUCACAUCAUCAAGAUCGUCUCGUCCUACAUCAUCUGGCUCUCAGUCAGAGAGGUGUCUCUGUUUAACUACGUGUUCCUGGUGAGCUGGGCCUUCGCUCUGCCCUUCAGUCAGUUCAGACCGCUGGCGUCUAGCGUCUGCACCGUCUGGACCUGCGUCAUCGUGGUCUGUAAGAUGCUGUACCAGCUGACCUCCAUCAACCCGUCCUCGUACUCCAGGAGCUGCAGUAUGCCGGAGAACUACACAGACGCUCAGCGCUCAGACAUGGCCAGAUCUCUGCUCUACAGCGGCCCGGUGGAUCCGGCUAACUGGAUCGGCUUCAGGAAGUUCUCUCCGCUGCUGGAGAAUCUGAGGAAUAACUUACUGAUGCUGGCUCUCUUGGCGUUUGAAGUGACCAUUUACCGUCACCAGGAUUUCUACAGGAUGAAGAACAACCUCCCCCCUCCGGUCACGAGAACCGUCUUUCACAACAUCACACGCCAGCAUCUGGACGACGGCAUCGUCAACUGCGCCAAAUAUUUCAUCGACUACUUCUUCUACAAAUUUGGUCUUGAGACCUGUUUUCUGUUAGCGGUGAAUGUGAUCGGCCAGCGGAUGGAUUUCUAUGCCAUGCUGCACGCGUUCGGUCUGAUUGCGGUGAUGUAUCAGCGCAGGAGAAAAGCCAUCGCCCGCGUCUGGUCCAAGUAUUGCUUCUUUCUGGCUUGCAUGUUAGCCUUUCAGUACCUGAUGUGCAUCGGCAUCCCUCCUGCGACCUGCACAGACUAUCCGUGGAGAAGGCCGUCUUCCAGCAUGGACUCAAACGUCAUCAAGUGGCUCUACUUCCCAGACUUCCACACCAAACCCAGCUCGCUCUUCCUCCUCUAUGACUUCAUGCUGCUGCUGUGCGCGUCGCUGCAGGGCCGUGUGUUUGAGGAGGAGAGCGUGACGGCCGUGCAGCUGCUGGCGGGUGAUAAUGUGGAGAUCUGUCGAGGUCUGGACGCCGCCAGCUUCAGCCAGCACAACCCUGUGCCCGACUUCAUCCACUGCAGGUCGUAUUUGGACAUGCUGAAGGUGAUGAUGUUCAGCUAUCUGUUCUGGUUCGUCCUGACCAUCAUCUUCAUCACGGGCACCACGCGCAUCAGCAUCUUCUGCAUGGGGUACCUGCUCGCCUGCUUCUACUUCUUGAUCUUUGGGGGCGAGCUGUUACUGAAGCCAAUCAAAAGCAUCCUGCAUUACUGGGACUUCCUCAUAGCAUACAACGUCUUCGUAAUCACCAUGAAAAACAUUCUCUCGAUCGCGGCGUGUGGAUAUAUAAAAGCGCUGGUGGUCAAUCACUGCUGGCUGAUCCAGUUAUUCAGUCUGGCCUGCACUAUAAAAGGAUAUUCAAAGCGAGCGGAGUUGUUUCAGGCGACCAUUGUGAAGGCGGUUAAAGCCAGAAUAGAAGAAGAGAAGAAGUCCAUGGAUCUGCUGAAGAGACAGAUGGACCGCAUCAAAAGCCGACAGCAGAAGUUUAAGAGAGGUAAAGAGAGGAUGCUGUCUCUGGCUCAGGAAAGUGGGGAAAGCCACUCAGGUGUCAAGGAGGAAGAGGAGGAUGAUGAAGGAGACGACAGCAAAGAGAAGAAGAAAGACAAAAGGAAGCAAUGGUGGAAGCCUUGGGUUGAUCAUGCGUCCAUGGUCCGAAGUGGCAAUUAUUACUUAUUUGAGACAGAUAGUGAGGAAGAGGAGGAAGACGAGGACAAAAAGGACGAGGAACCUCCCAAAAGAUCAGCGUUCCAGUUUGUGUAUCGUGCCUGGAUAACUGACUCAAAAACCGCCAUGAAGGAGAGAAGUAAGGAAAGACGGCGAUUCUGGCAAAGGUACACGGAGCGCAGCACGAACAAGAAGAACCAGAAGCAAGUGCAUGUGGCCAUUGAGGAAGGAGAUCAGGAGGAAGGUGUUACAGAGCAGGAGGUAUCUGAUGGUCCAGAUAACACCCUGAAGCGAGUGUUUAACAUCGUGAAGUUCUCCUGGGUGCUUUUCCUGGCCCUGCUGGACGGUUUCACUGCCUGGCUCAACUCCAUCUGCCAGGAGCACAUCGAUAUCUCCACCGUCCUGCGCAUUGAGCGCUGCAUGCUCACUCAUGAGGUCAAGAAGGGGAAUAAUCCAUCACGGGACAGCAUCCACACGUACUACCAGAGGCAGAUGUGCAGGCCAGCGUCCGCUGAGGACGAGUACUCGGACUUCAGCCCUCUGCGGAGCCAGGCUUACGAGUCCGAUCUCUCUAGAGAAAACCUGUCCAGUGUGUACACAGAAUCCACUGUGCUGUAUGAGUCCACUCUGGACCAGCCUGAGGAGACCAGCGACAGCGUUCUCAAAAGCAGCCAGCGCUCUCGACCCAGACUCUGCCGCCUGCCUAGUGUAGACCUGCAGUCGUCGAGUGAGCUGUCCUCGCAGCAGGGCACCAGCGACACCGUCGAGGAGGCAGACCUUCCAGAGCAUCCAGACAAACUCUGGAGCAGCACCUCAGACCUGCCGCCUCCCUCGUACAGCAAAGCCACGGGCCUGGACUCAGCGGGACGCACCGAGGGCAGCAGGCUGAGGAUCCAAACACCUGAUGAUGAGAAGAGCGCCGACACUCAGCUGACAGCCAGCGAGCUGCUGCAGAGCAGGAUGUUCUACGACGAGGAGCUGGAGGCGUCGGAGCAUUUCUACCGCUCUCAGCCGCAGCUCCUCCAGCUCUGCUACGCUCUCUACAGCAUGCUGGUGGCUCACUCUCAGAUGGUGUGUUAUCUGGUCAUCAUCCUCAACCACGUGAUCUCCGCAUCGGUGGCCACGCUGGUGCUGCCCAUCCUCAUCUUCCUCUGGGCCAUGCUGUCGGUUCCCCGGCCCAGCAAACGCUUCUGGAUGACGGCCAUCGUCUACACGGAGGUCACCAUAGUGAUCAAGUACUUCUUCCAGUUCGGCUUCUUUCCGUUUAACCAGAGCAUAAAGCUGGACAAAUCCAAGCCCUUCCACCCUCCCAACAUCAUCGGUGUGGAGAAGAAAGAGGGCUACGUCCACUACGACCUGAUCCAGCUCCUGGCGCUCUUCUUCCACCGCUCCAUCCUGAAGUGCUACGGUCUGUGGGAUGAAGAUGAGCCUAGGUCAGGAGGUCAGAUCUCUCAGCACACUGAUUCAGAGAAGAGCCCCGCUGACGCCUCACCCAGAAAACCCCUCCACAGCAGCUCCGCGGUCCGCCGGCAGAGCUCCAGCGUCUCGCAGCGCUCGCACCCAUCUAAAGCAGGCAGCAGCGGCACGAGGACGAGUUCACUGAGCGCUCAACAGAAGAGCCGCAAGCAGCUCAUUAUAGAGAAGCUCAGAGAACAGCUGAUCAAAGCAAAGCGAUUCACUGUCAGAACGAUUCUGGAUAUCUACAUUCCCAUUCGGCAGUUCUUCUAUAACCUGAUCCACCCGGAGUACAGCGCCGUGACCGACGUCUACGUGCUCAUGUUUCUGGCCGACACGGUCGACUUCAUCAUCAUCGUUUUCGGAUUUUGGGCUUUCGGGAAACACUCUGCUGCGGCUGACAUCACUUCCUCUCUGUCAGAGGAUCAGGUUCCCGAGGCCUUCCUGGUGAUGGUGCUCAUCCAGUUUGGGACGAUGGUGGUGGACCGUGCGCUGUACCUGAGGAAGACCGUGAUGGGGAAGGUCAUCUUCCAGGUCAUCCUGGUCUUCGGCAUUCACUUCUGGAUGUUCUUCAUUCUCCCAGGAGUCACCGAGAGGCGUUUCAGUCAGAACACAGUUGCCCAGCUCUGGUACUUUGUGAAGUGCAUCUACUUCGGUCUGUCAGCCUAUCAGAUCCGCUGCGGUUACCCCACUCGCGUGCUGGGAAACUUCCUGACCAAGAGCUAUAAUUACCUCAAUCUCUUCCUCUUCCAAGGGUUCCGGUUGGUGCCGUUCCUGACGGAGCUGCGGGCGGUGAUGGACUGGGUUUGGACCGACACCACGCUCAGUCUGUCCAGCUGGAUCUGUGUGGAGGACAUCUACGCUCACAUCUUUGUGCUCAAGUGCUGGAGGGAGUCGGAGAAAAGGUAUCCUCAGCCUCGAGGACAGAAGAAGAAGAAGGUGGUGAAGUACGGGAUGGGGGGGAUGAUCGUGAUGCUGCUCAUCUGUAUCGUCUGGUUUCCUCUGCUUUUCAUGUCUCUGGUCAAAUCUGUGGCUGGAGUGGUCAACAAACCGCUGGACGUGUCUGUCACCAUCACACUGGGCGGCUUUCAGCCCAUCUUCACUAUGAGUGCGCAGCAGAAUCAGCUGAAGGACAUCACUGACAGAGAUUUCAUCAGCUUCAUGAAUUCAUACAGACACAAUUCUAGUGCACUGCAGUUCUUGGAGGCGUAUACGGCGGAGGACGUGACUGUGGCAGAGCUGGAAGGAAGCUCGAACUCUCUCUGGACCAUCAGUCCUCCCAGCAGAAAGAACCUGAUGGAGGUCUUGAGCAAAGAGGACCAGUUCCCUGUCACCAUGUCCUGGAGCAUCCAGAGGAAUCUGAGUUUGGGAGCAAAGGCUGAAUUUGCAGUGGACAAACACAUCACAUAUCUGGACAUGAACACUAGACAGGAGCUGAUAGCGUUACUCAAUGGAACCAGAAAUAAACCUGUGGUCAUAGAGCAAGUGUUUCCCUGCUUUAUUCGAGCACCGAGUGACUCAAAUGCCAAACCAGUCGGUCAGCUUUAUACAGAUGAGGGUUAUAAGAGCAUCCAGCUGGACUUGGAGAGGUCUCACAACGGCACGGAGGACAUUCAGGAGUGGUGGAUUGUGGACCAGCCGUCGGCAGGGAAGAUCCAGAUGAGAUCCGAGUCAAAGCUGGAGAAGAAGAGAGAGGCAGGACUGCAGCUGUACGUCUUCAGUGAUAAAGUCAGUCCUCCCAGCCUGGGCUUCCUGGCAGGUUAUGGUAUCAUGGGCCUCUACGCAUCCGUGGUGCUGGUGAUCGGGAAAUUCGUCCGCGAGUUCUUCAGCGGCAUCUCGCACUCCAUCAUGUUCGAAGAGCUUCCGUGCGUCGACCGCAUCCUCAAACUCUGCACCGACAUCUUCCUCGUGCGGGAAACCGGCGAGCUGGAGCUGGAGGAGGACCUGUACGCCAAACUCAUCUUCCUUUACCGCUCGCCAGAGACCAUGAUCAAGUGGACGAGGGAGAAGACCAAAUGAGCCUGCUGGGAUUGCCUAAAAACCCAAAGAUCCCAAAGAAGGAUGCUGCUUCUCGCAGGAAGGCGGCGUUAAGACUGUGAGACAAACUCGUCGGGACAGGUUCGACUGCCAAUACAACGAGACCUACAGCUGUACCAAAGAGCCCUGAUUCAGAAGCUGCCACGACCAAUGGGAUCUUUAAUGAGCUCUAGCGCCACCUGUCUGUCGGGAGAUUGGUUAGUCACGCAUUGUGCAAUAUGCUGUCCUGGUAGCUGGCCGUAAACUUGAACAAAGAAAGGAGACGGUGACUGAACACUAGCCACUUUUUUCUUCAAAGAAAACUGGACCCAGAAGUGCUUGGGUUUCUAAGACUAUGUAACACUGAAAUCAUGAUCUAUCCUAGCUUGAACGAAGGACUGAAAGGUUCUCAGGAAGAGUAUCCGCUCUUCAGGAUGUCACGUUGCUGACACCUCGGUGUGAUUGUGGAUCAAUAUCAUGAGCAUAAAGCACAUGCUGGAAACCAACUAUUGUCUUAUUUGUCCGUCUACCUGUUGCACUUUUAGUUUUCGUUACGUGCAUUUCAAUGACCAUUUUGUAUGCAUUCAAAAGUCUACAGAAAGUCAGAUCUAAAAUAUGCAAAAAUCACAGAUUCUCUUUAUUCAGUGGUGUUGUGAAACCAUGCAAAUCCAGAAUUAACAGAAAUUGUUCCCUGCGAUUUCAAAGCACACCUUUCUCCAUUAAAACAAAAAA
Sinocyclocheilus rhinocerous is the source of this 8529-nucleotide messenger RNA. Its product is annotated as piezo-type mechanosensitive ion channel component 2-like. Lineage: Eukaryota; Metazoa; Chordata; Actinopteri; Cypriniformes; Cyprinidae. The record is from RefSeq and is a predicted model, not a curated record. The transcript has 51 exons. Gene Ontology annotation, molecular function: mechanosensitive monoatomic ion channel activity. Gene Ontology annotation, cellular component: membrane. The coding region runs from base 298 to 7800 and encodes 2500 amino acids.